UUACCUCAUUUUCAAAUCUGUGCAUUGAGCCUCUUGAUUUUGAAACCUGAUAUAAGAGAAGAGCUUGCCGGAAGACGUUAUCAAGGUGCCAUCCAUAUCUAAGUGAUUUGAGUUCAGCUUUGACAUAUAUUAAAGGUAAGGCCAAGGCCUAGGAAGAUGAUGAGAGAGUGGAACGCAUGCCGAAAUGAGUUAACGGGAACGACCUUGGCGGCUUCUAGCUAGUUAUUAUUUUAUUUAAGUAUUUCAGAGGUUAUAAUAAAGUGAUUAUUAUUACUUUAUUUUAUUUGAGGAUUUGAAGUUUUAGUAAAUUCCUGGAUCCAGGUGGUUAUCACAUUUGCUGAUGAUAACUAGGUUUUUUUGAGUUUUAUUUGGAGUAAUAUUUUAGUUAUAUUUGAGAUUUUAUCAGGGUUAUUUCUUUAACAAACGGCCGUUAUAUUGCAGUUUUUUUAAGUAGUAAGUUUUUGUAGCAUUUCAUUUAACCCUGAGAGGGGCGUUACAAAUUUGGUAUCAGAGCCCAGGUUGUCUCGUAACUUCAUUUGUCACCGUACACGUGCUCGUCAUCUUCCAAGGGUUGAGGAAUCUUCUUUUGGCUUGCUUGUAAACCUUUCCUUCAGAAGUAGCUCUUGAUCAGCUUGAAUGAAGUCCGGUGGCGCCUCUAGAAUGAAUGUUCUUGAAGAAUUGCAGACGCACAUGUAAAUCAUCUUCAGAAUUCGACGGAAAAAGAUGGUUGACUUGUGAGCGUAGCUGACCAUUUGAGGUGUAGAGAUAGAAGAGAGUCGUUGAAAUUUUUGAUGGGAGAGAAGUGUCCGAGAAUGAUUUGGUGACAUUUAACAACAUGUGGACCACUCUCCCCCUCAUGGCGAUCCGAUGAAUCGGGACGUCGUGCCUUUAUUCUUUUAUUCUAAGAAGCAAAAUAGAAAAACAAACAAAAAGGUAAACACCGGAGACACCAUGGUGUUCCGUUAUCACAACAUCAAUGUAAACACUGACAUGUGGCAUGUAUAAAAUGAUAGAAACAUUAAAGUUCUAACAGGACUUCCAACAAGGUAUUGUGAGGCAUCUGAAAGAUGUCACUUUGGUUGUUAUUUGCAUUAUCAUAAAGAUCAACAUAGAUAACGUAGCCCCUUGGGGUCGUGUAAACACCCGUUAUCAUCACUAUAGAGAUAAACUCUAAAGAAAUGGUUUGAAAAUGUUGGUGAUUCUUAUGUUGCAACAGCAGGACUUCCUUCCAAUCAUUGGUCUACAUCUGUAAUAGACGAGCCCUAUGGAAGUUCUAGCGGGUCAUGUAGACCUGCAACUGACUCAAAAAAGUGCAUCUGUGUCCUAGAAAUUUCAAAACAUUUGGGAGUGAGGUAACUAGACACGACGUGAGCAAUGAAAGUUCAGUGGCAUGGGGCUGAGGCCACUGUAGUCAGUAUCACUUUCCUCGGAAGGAGACAGUAAUGAGAGAUGCGGUUUCCCAUGAAAUAUGAUUAAACACAUGUCUGUUGGGAGACAAAUGAGUGGUCUUGGGUAGGGUUCAACAUGCACUGUUGGACAAGAUGCAGUGACUUCUACCCGGGAUCUGAUUAAAUUCAGUCCUGAACCUAUUGGGAUUGUCUAGAGUAUUUGAGUGGCUAGGAGUAAAUGUUCAAUGGAUAGCAGGCAGUUGAGGUAGCAGACUUAUCAUUGAUUAUUGUUUUCUUGCUCACUUGAGCCUUCUGCUUCCUAACUCUCAUAAUGAUCACUCACUCACUCACUCACUCACACACUCACUCACUCACUUACUCUCGGCUUUGUCCCUUGGGUAGGCUUAGUUGGGUUUACUAAGCCAUAGAAACAUGUCCUCUCAUUGAUUUUCUCUCUGUACUCCCCCUUUACUGGAGCACUCGGUAUGCUUUGUCAUUGUUAGGCACCGGGGAGGAUAACAUUGAACACUCCCCCUAAACUGUUGCAUCCGUUGAGAGAUCCCUUGCUUUGUCAGUGUAAGCCACCAGGAGGAGAAAACUAAAACACCCCCUCAGAAUGUGCAAGGAUGAUUUCUCACAGCUCGUCAUACCCACCAUGUGUUUGGAGUAAUCUGAACAAGUACCACACAUGACGGUUUCCCAAAGCUCAUCAUUAAGAAUUUCAGCAUAUUGAUGAUCACACAAUGUUGAUGAGUUAGGGAAGGCUUCAGUAGUUGAUUGUUGAUUGUUGUAAGAUGACCUUUAACGCAAGGUUGAUUGAAUUAUCUACGAUUUUCGGACCUCUACAAUGUAGUUUAUAAAAGCUUUGACCUUAGGUUUUACUUUGGAAGAAUUUGAACAGAUUUGCCUAAAUUUGACCAUGACAUCAGUGAUUUACAAAGUUUGUUGAAAAACGAACGAUUUGGCCCUCAAGGACUGCGCAUGAGGGCGCGUGAAAAAGGGUUCUGGGGUAAACCCCAAAACUAAAUGUAGAUCUUUUCGUUAGCUUUCCAUUAAAAAAAUUCGCUUAAAUCGGAUCACCGAGUCAAAAGUUAUGGCCAAAACAGUGUGAUGUCGCUAAAAAUCUCGAAAUUUUGAGUUUUUGAGGAAUUUCUUCGAAGUUGAGGUUCUCGAUGUUGAAUAUUGAGAACAGGUGGUGAUGGAGUAUAUGGCCCAAGUACCCCUGGCCCACAUACUUCCACAACCAUAAUCAGGUCCAACAGGCCCAACGGGCCAAGCCCAACAAAAUGAAGCGCUAAACGGCCCACAAUACGCAAAGGGGUGCCUUCGGCCCCUUGACCGAAGGCCACCGUUGACAGGGUUAAGCUCAGAAACAUCACAGGAGAACAAGGCUUGAAGACCAACCCUUCGGCAUAUACAGCCCUCGGUGUUGAGAGGCCCCCGGUUAGAAGAGCCUUCAGCCAACACCCUUCAACCGAAGGCACUUCCCUCAAACAGAAUAUCCUCUCCGCAUGCGCCUGAAUCACCGUACCAAGUACAACAUCGCAUCCAACCACCGCAUUUAAGGCGACCACAUGCAAAUGUCGGUGCCACCCCGAUUGAGGUGACUCCUCGACCACCAGAUUAUUGACAUGUGUCCCUAUCUAGCAUUUAUUACUGCUAUAAAUAGCAGCCCAUUUCCCCAUUGUAAGGCAUCACAAAUUCACACACUGAAUACAUACUCUCUCUCUACUUAUUGCUUUGACUUCUCUCUAGUUAUUCCCCGAAAUAACCCCUCGGAUAAGCUACCCUCGGGUACACUAUCCAUCAUUUGGUGCUUUCAUUGAGAGGUCGAACAAUCAAGUAAGAAACCCUCCCAUUCAGCUCAAAACACCAACCAAAAUGGGAAGAACCACUCGUGCCAAGUCCAAGACCCUUGAGGACAACAACCUGGCCCUCGGCGAAGUCGACGCCACCGAAGCCUCCAACAAGGCUCUCGAGGGCGGAGUCAUCGCUGGGUUAGAACAGGCUGCUGUUGACCUACGCCUUCAGCUCCGUAAAAUGCUCCUGAUACUCGCCUUGGCAUCGAAACCCGAAGGAGGGACCGGAGCGAAAAUCAAGUGAGCCCUCUGGUCCUCACUAUUGACGUACAGUCGGCAUUUUCUGCCUUCAUCCAAAUGCUCACUCAGAAUCCAGGUGCCUUCAGCACGCUGGUACCACUUCAACCACAGGUCGGGGAGAGCGCCACUUCCCCCCACCUCCGCCCCCCUUCGUGAACCCUAUCCUUCGGCUAGGGAACAACGAAGGGGUCAAGGCCCAAGACACCGCAUCCUAGGAAGUCCAAUCCCGGGACCAGCGCGGUGCGAACAAAGAGAGGCCUCAGACAUAUGCCCCUGAGAGGCUCGGAGGGGUGCAGGAUCGCCGAGGGGUCCAAGACCGCCUCGGUGGUAAGGCACUCCAAAGACCUCAAGAAAGCGAGGGGUCGGUAUCGAGGGCAGAUGAGAGGCGUCCCCCUCAGGACAAAGGAAAGGCACCACUCCAUGCCGACGACGCCAGACACCAGAUCAACCAGACCCACUCGGCCCGUGUACAAUCACAGGGGGCGGAGGCUCUCCCGAAGGAUCACAGGGACGAAAUUAUUGAGGCUCUCCAAUGCCGCCUUGAUGAAAUGGAGGCCCGCCAAGCGCACACGACCGCCUCCGCCUCACAAGCGGACCCUAAAUACGCCACCAUGUUGGCCAAAGUGGAGGUGAUGCAGAAGAAAUUUGUCGAGGGAUCUGGGGAACCCGUCAUCCAACUCCGGACUAGGACGCCAUUCACCCCAAGGGUGUUGGCGGCCUAGAUUCCGGGAAAAUACCAAAGGCAACCCAUCAAGCCCUACGAAGGAAAGACUGACCCCCAGGAGCACUACAGCCGGUAUCAGAACAUCAUGAUGAUGGUGGGGCAUCGGAUGAAUAUUUGUGACGUUGGUUCCUUUCUACCUUAGAAGGACCUGCGUACGAAUGGUUCAACCGAUUGCCCGAAGGGAGUAUCGACUCAUGGCAGGAACUCGCCCAACGCUUCCUAACACAACUUGCGGGGAGACGCCGGUCGAGGAAGCACUUCUCUCACUUACUAAUGGUGAGGCAGCGGAAGGAGGAAACUCUUCAGGACUUCUUGGAACGCUGGAGGCUGGAGACAGAUAAGGUUGACGGCGACGAAGACGGGACCCUUCUGGCUCUCCUGCAGAUGGUCCUCCGCACCAGAAACUUUUCAAGGAGCCUCAUCAUUGAACCCCCUCGCGACUACAUAAAGGCCCUACAGCGGGGUAACCGGUAUGCAGAGGCCGAGGAGGUGGAGAAAUGCCACCAAAACUCGGAACAACAGUGUCCUAGGGCAGAUGAUAAGAAUCACCGAGGGCAGGGUGCACCAUUCCACCAGUCCAAAGGUUCGCCCCCCUCGGGUGAUCGCCCCCGGCACGGCCAAGCCAAGCCCGGGGGAGGUUACACAAACAACCCGAAGGCCUGGGCGCAGCCUAUUCUCUUGGAUCACCCUCAGACACCCUUGACGCAUCCCAUCAGUGUCAUCCUCGAUUUCGCAAAGGAAAGGGGCCUCGUGGAGCGAGAUUCUCGCGCACCACCGGAGGUAUAUGCCAUCAACCCCAAUGAACCUUACUGCCAUUUUCAUCGCCACCAAGGGUAUAUCGCCAUCAACACCAAGGGUAUACAAAUGUCAUCAACUGAAGACAGCCAUCGAGAGGUUGAUACAGGCGGGACACCUGUCCCAAUUUGUCAGGAGCCCCCAGCAUCAGGGGCCCCCGCGAGGGCCACAGGUGAAGGCAAACGCCUGGAUCAAUCCAAACACUAUUCCCCUUGGUGACCCGAACGGCAAUAAGAGGGAGAUCGGGAACCUUGAUGAGGAAGAGGGGUACAACGAAUGCCUAGAGAAGAAGCGCCACAUCCACAUGAUCACCGGUGGCAACACGGGGGGGGGGGGGGGGGGGGAGACUCCACUAGCCAAAGGAAGAAAUGGGCACAUGCCCUCUACGUAGGGGAGGUCACUCAUAUGCCCCCUGUAAAGCGGUUGAGAGAGGAGCCCAUCACUCAUAUGUUCACCAACGCCGAUCUCCCCCCAGCCUCCUCCCUUCACAGGGAUGCGCUAGUGAUCCAGAGCGAGAUCAAUAAUACUAUUGUCCACAGAACUUACGUUGACACGGGCAACUCCAUCAACGUAAUGUACCUUAACACAUUCAAGGAGCUGCUCCUAGAGAGGGAGUCCCUUCGGCCUAUGCGGACCCCUCUGUCAGGCUUCACCGGAGAUACAAUAGAUUCCGAGGGGGUGAUAACCCUCCCGGUACUCUUCGGCGACGGACUCCAUAGGGCCAAGCUCGAAGUGGAGUUCGUCGUCGUCAACAUCGACUGUGCGCACAACAUCAUCCUCGGCUGCCCCGCCCUCGAAGAUUUGGAGGCCGUCAUCUCCAUGAGACACCUAUGCCUCAAAUUCCUAGCUGAAGGGGGCAUUGGGUACUCAAGGGGGAAUCAGAAACUCACUCGGGCCUGCUACCUCCAAAUAACAAAGAAGGUCAGUAAGGCUGAGUUCCGAGUAGACACCAUCACCGGAACCGUGGAGGAAUAAGAGAAGAGGCCGAGGGCAGAACCAGCCGAAGAGGUAGAAGACUUUGCGCUUGAUCCGGACAAACCGGAAAGAGUCGUGAAGAUAGGAGCCAAGCUCCCUAAAAUUUGAAGACCGGUAUCAUGGAUGCCCUCCGCGCCUACUCCAUUGUUUUUGCAUGGGGGCCGGAGGACAUGCCAGGAAUCAGCCGAAGGGUAAUUACUCACCGCCUAUCGGUGGACCCUUCCUCCAAAUCCGUGCAACAAAGAAGGAGGCCCCUCUCGGCCGAAAGGAGGGAUUUUGUAAAGAAAGAGGUCGUCAUGCUCCUUCCCAUCAGACACAUCAAGGAGGUAAAGUACCCCUCAUGGCUGGCCAACGUGGUCCUCACACAAAAGCCACCCACCUUCCGCAUGUGCGUGGACUACACGGAUCUGAAAAAGGCGUGCCCCAUGGACCCUUUCCCGCUGCCAAUUAUUGACCAACUGGUGGACGACACAGCGGGAUGCGAAAUCAUGUCAUUCCUCGACGCCUUCCGCGGAUAUCACCAAAUCUUCAUGCACGAGGAAGACACUGAAAAAACAGCCUUCAUGACACCCGAAGGCAUUUUCUGCUAUCUGGUGAUGGGCUUCGACCUAAAAAAUUCAGGUGCCACCUACACCCGGAUGGUGGCCAGGGUCUUUCAAGCCAUCCUAGGGCGCAAUAUGGAGCCCUAUGUUGACGACAUGAUCAUCAAAAGCAAACAAUCAUCGAGCCAUGCUAACGACCUUCGGGAAAUUUUCGCCAUCAUGCAAAAUUUUAACCUCCGGCUAAACCCGAAGAAAUGCACUUUUGGAGUGCAAGGAGGCAAAUUCAUGGGCUAUAUAAGGAGCCGAAGGGGUAUCGAGGCCAACCCCGAAAAAAUCCAGGCCAUCAUAAACAUGGAGCCCCCACACAAUGUGAAGGAGGUCCAAAGGCUGAUGGGCCGCUUGGCAACCCUCAACCGCUUCCUAUCCAAAUCGGCGGAGAAAUCCAUUCCCUUCUUCCAGAUAAUGAGGAAGACCGCCGACUUCCAAUUGACAUCAGAAUGCCAGGAGGCCUUUGACGAAUUGAAGCGGUACUUAUCUUUACCCCCUGUGCUCUCCAAACCCAAGGUGGGGGAAACUCCGUACCUUUACCUCGGCGUUAGCCCUGCUGCCAUCAGCUCAGUGCUAAUCCGGGAGGAAGACGACAUCCAACAUGCCAUCUUCUAUGUUAGCAAGACUCUCAAAGAGGCCGAACUCAGGUAUUCUCCCUUGGGAAAGACGGUGCUAGCCGUCGUUUAGACCGUCAAAAAGCUAGACCAUUACUUCCAAGCCCAUCCGGUUCAGGUCCUCACACACCAACCCCUCGACGCUUUGAUGAGGAGCCCCACAAGCUCCUCUCGGAUGGUAAAAUGGGCUAUCUUCCUUAGCCAGUACAACAUUGACAUCCGUCCGAGGCCUGCCAUAAAGGGCCAAGCCCUGGCGGACUUCAUGACGGAAUGCAAGGCAAGAUCAGCGGUGGAUGAGGAGCCUUCGGCACCCUCGGAUGAUUGGUGGACCCUCUAUACCGAUGGCUCCUCUGCCACCAAAGCAUGCGGAGGAGGGGUAGUACUCAUUACGCCCGAAGGCUUCCGCGCCUACUAUGUCAUCCGCUUCUCCUUCAAGGUCUCCAACAACGAAGCGGAACAUGAGGCCCUCCUCUGUAGCCUUCAGCUGGCAACCAACAUGAUGGCCAUAUAGAUCCAUGUGAAGUGCGACUCCAAGUUAGUCGUCGGCCAAAUUUCAGGGGAAUAUGAGGCCAAGGAAGGAAGAAUGAAAGAGUACAAGGAUGCGGCCAAGGAGUUGCUUAAGGUAUUUGAGGCACAUUCUCUCACUCAAAUACCAAGGGCUCAAAACUCUAAGGCCGACAUUUUAUCAAAGCUCUCGGCUGAGUCCCCGGAGCACCUCUUGAAGAUUGCGAGGAUCGAGGAACUCAGCCUCUCGAGCAUACACGUCAGCCUCGUCAUGAACAUACAACAAAGGCCUGAGGACUGGGUGUCAGAUAUCAUGAACUUGAUCUCCAUAGGGCAAUUGCCCGAGGAUGAAAACCGUGUGAAAGUAGCAAAGCUGAGGGCUCCUGGCUACACCAUCGAAGACGAAAGGCUUUACAAACGGUCCUACAACGGUACAUUGCUCCGGUGCCUUCAUCAGGAUGAAGCCGAAGUUGCAAUGGAGGAAGUACACAGUGACACUUGCUCAGCUCACCAGGGACCCUUCUCCAUGUCCCGAAGGCUCAUAGUCCAAGGUUACUUCUGGCCUACAAUGGCCCAGGAUUCUGCGGACCUCGCCCGAAGGUGCGCCGUGUGCCAGCAUUUCCAGAAAGCCCCCGACAGGCCAUCAUUCAACUAUGCCCCCAUCAGUACGGUAAUACCCUUCUCCAGGUGGGGUAUAGAUCUAGUAGGCCCACUGUCGAGGGGUACCUCCAACAACAGAUACAUCAUCAUCGCCAUUGACUACUUCACCAAAUGGGUAGAGGCAGAACCCCUCGCCAGCAUUACAGAGGCCAGGUGCCGCCAUUUUGUCCUCAAGAACAUCCUCACGAGGUUUGGCGUCCCCCAACAAAUCAUCUCCGACAACGGGACUCAGUUUGAGGCUGCCCCCUUCUGUGCCCUCCUAGAGGCAUGGGGCAUCAAACAUACUUUCUCGUCUGUUGCCUACCCUCAGAGCAACGGUCAAGUGGAGAACGCCAACCGAACUUUACUUGAGGGCCUAAAAAAGAAACUUGAGGCCGAAGGGGGAGGCUGGGUAGAAGAACUUCACAAUAUCCUAUGGGCCUACCGCACCACCCCUCGGCGGGCAACAGGCGAAACGCCCUUCUCCCUUUGCUAUGGAUUCGAGGCCAAAGCUCCCACUGAGGUAACCCUUCCUACCCGAAGGGUGGACCAAUACGAGCUUGAGGUCAACGAUGCCAACAUGGCCCUCGACCUUCACCUAAUCUCAGAAUGCCGAGAGCAAGCCUUCAUAAGGGCGGAAAACUACCGAAGAUAAGUGAAAGGCUACAUCGAUGUCAAGGUUCAUUCCCGAGAAUUUCAAGUGGGAGACUACGUCCUCCGAAGGAGAGAAGCUAGCCAGCCAACCGAAGGUGGCAAAAUGGAACCGAAGUUUGAAGGCCCCUAUAUCGUUGUAGCCAUCAUCAAGCCAGGAACUUACAAACUCAAAUGCCCCAAUGGGACCGAGGUCCCUCGACAUUGGAAUGUACACCACCUGGUUAAAUUUUAUCAAUGAUGUUAGAGCGGGCAAGCCCUCAUAACUCACGAAUGUAUUAUCCUGUGGCCCAAGGCCCCCAAUUUUUCAAGAAUAAAGAUACGCUGAAGACACCAAGUACAAAGAACAAAACGCUUGUGAGCGGCGAAGCCCUCAUACAAGCUCCUGGCCCAAGGCCUUAUCACAAACGAGACCCCCCGGCACCAAGUGCCGGAGGUGGACGCUCCAAUCAACCACAAUGAUGAAACACCAAGUGUUUUUAAAGGCAACCCCUCGGUACCAAGUGUCGGGGGCAAUGAAUGAGAAAUAACACCAAGUGUUAAAAAUAAAGCCGUACUCCUCGAGGACGCAACCAUACCGAAGGCGCCACCUAUCGGUACCAGGGGUACUAAGUACCUCCGGCCAUUUGCAACUAAUAUGCAAAUAAAACCCUUCCGUGAAAUGCUUUCCGAGCCAUUACCCCAAGGGAAUGGCAGGCAACUAAUAUGCCCAGGAUUCGACUUUCAAAAACGAAACGCUUCCCGCGCCAUUACCCUAAGGGAAUGGCAGGCAACAGACCAUGUCUCAGGUUGAGGGAACGACUUUCAAAACUGAGGCACUUUCUAUGCCAUCCCCAAAGGGGAGGCAGGCAACAGACUAUGUCUCGGGCCGAGGAAACGACCCUUGAUCCCCUCGGAACCCGGAAGGUUAAUCCCGAGGGGGAUCCAACGGUGUUUACCAUUGCCUCCCCAUAGGCUAAGCCUUACCAAGAAACCAUGUUUCUUGAAGCCUUCCCUUCACUAUCUCCAAAAAGGGGGGAGGGGGUGAAGGGGAGUAGGCUCAACGAGCAAUAUGCCUAAGUCAAAAAUUCUACUCAUCCCUCAUAUUGCCGAAGGCAUCUACUCUAUAUAUGGGGCUUAAGUCCCAAAAUCCACAUCUGCCUUCAUGUUUCGAACUAAAAUCAUCUAAGCCUACAGUUUGAAAGGCAAAGCCGAGGGCUCCCAUUGUAAUAUAUUGGACUCAAGAAUUUCCCAAGUCCACACUUUGGGAGCCCACCGAAGCCGAAGGUUCAUAUGCCCAACAAAGAUCGAGGGCACCUACUGCAUGUUACCGGAGGCAAGUGCUCACAGACAGGAUCUCAACAUUUCCUAAGUCCACACUCCAAUAGGCUCCGGCACUACUAUCAGCUCUGGGGGGGCUCCUUUUCUACAAAUGGGCCAAAAGUCAACUAACUCCACAUUCCUAUAGAGGGCUACUAGAUGCAAAGUCAUGGGAUUCUUUCUAAGUCCACAAUCUAAGUGCCAUGGUACCACCAUAUUCUGCAAAGUCAUGGGAUUCUUUCUAAGUCCACAACCUAAGUCUACCACAAGCCGAGGGGGUAUUCAUGGCAUUACCCAAAAAAUUGGCUAAGUCCACAACACCGGUUCCCCGGAGAUAUAUGACGAAGGCUAGCUAUUCCCUACAGCUAGAAGGACGAUGUCCACCGAGGGCCUAUAUGUAAACAACACUUAGAAAAUUUUUCUGAGUCCUAAGUUUUUAGCCCUUGGAUGACUCAUGCCGUCCACUCAAAAUCGAGAGGCAGCACCAACCGAGGACCCGGUGGUAAGCAUUGCUUAGAAAAUUUUCUAAGUCCAUGGGUUAAGGCCCCCCGGCACCACAACACUUUGCUAAGGGGAAAUUCAACCGAAGGCCUAGUGAUGCACAUCACUUGGAAAAUUUUCUAAGUCCUAAAUAUUUGGCCCCCGAUCAACUCAUGAUGUAAACAUACAUUCAUACAAUUACGGAAAAGGCAUGAAAGAAAAUGAAGGCAUUCAUUCAUCAGAAGAGAAGAAGGGAAUAAAAUUUAGUCAUCAAAUGCCAGAGGGCAUGCAUUCAUCCAUUCACAAAAGUAAACUAAAUUUUUUGUUACAUUAAGGCCGAAGCCGAAAGAUACAAGAUGUUAUUAUACUCAACAUCGUUCAAAAGAAUUAUUACAAGCACGAUCAGGGGUCGACUUUUUCAGCAGCAACCUCUUCGGUAGGUUUGGAAGUGGCAUCCCCUCCGACCUCUUCUUCAUCCUCGGCCUCCUUCAUCAGCUCAGAAUCUUCUAAGUCUUGCCUCUCCGCAUUAGUGGGGAGGGGAACGCGAACAUUUGGUUGAAGAGGGGGAAGGCCAUAGGCGGCAGGAUCAAAAUCCUUCGGCUCCACCCCAUAGUGUCGGGCCAGCCUCCUGUAGAUGAGGGUCUGAGUAAAGUACUCGCCCCCAUCAUAGUAUUCCUUGCCCUUCCGGGCCAGCCACUCUACCCCGGGGCCGCCGCACCACUCAUCAACAGAUGCCUCCACAACUGAGGCCAGCCACUGUUUGUGCCCCUCAGAUCUCCAGCCCUCGGUAACAAAGGCGCCUAUGGCUUCCUCCCGAGUGACGGCAACCGCUUUGUUCUUGGCCUCCUCAGCCUCCUCGGCGGCUUUCUUGGCAGCCCCAGCAGCAGCCCUCUCGGCUUCGGCCUUGCCCUUAUUUGCGGCCUCCAGCUGCAGCCCCAUCUGCCGAAGGGAUUCCUCCAACUAUGCCAUCUGCCUCACGGCGUCGGCGUUGUCGUGGACAAGGUUCUUCAACUGCUCAUCCUGUUGCGCUUUCUCAAGACGCAACACUUUCCCCCUCUGUGCUUGUUCAUCGAGGGCGAUGCAGGCCUGUAAACGACAAACAAAAUGAGUAAGGACACUAUGCAAAAAUGUUCUAAAACUAUAGGAGAAAAAACAAAGGGAAAAGGACUUACAGUAAGAGAAGACCGGAGGAUCUUGUUCUCGAGGGUCUCAUCAUCAUAGGUGUCGAGAGCUGCCCUAUCCAUCUCCGAAGUGAUGCCCCCCCAGGAAUGCCUUCGGAUCAACUGUGCCGUGCAUCACGGAGGUUCCUCAGACGAGGGAGAAUUGUAUGGUCUCCCGAGGGAAGUCUCCCACGAUGGGUUGGAUGGAGCCGUCGCUGCCACAACCAGGGGCGAGGAGGAUGAAUGCUCGUCCAUAACAAGGACCGGGGGAGUCUUCUUCCCGGCCUCCGCCUUCUUUGGUUUUUUGCCGGCGGAAAUAACCUCUUUGUCGGCUGCCUUCCUCUUUGCAGCGGCAGCCGCAACAUCAGCAGGGACGGCCGAGGGCUCGCCGCCCUUCGGGAAGAACUCAUCGACGGGCUUUUGCAAGCCCGCCUCAUUCCUCUUCGGCUCUUUGGCCGAUUUUUUCUUCAAACCGGCGAAGCCUUUCACGUUCAUUUUGGCACCUGCAAAACAACAUAAAUAAGUGAGGCCGAGGGGUCAAGACAAGGACAAAAAUUAAACUACAAAAAAAUCUAAGUGCAAAAAAAAAUGGAGCCCCCGGGAACUACCUCUUGUGCUCUCGAAGGCUACGUCGAGGACAGGGAACCUCUCGUCUGAUUCCCCCAGGAAACGGUAGCGCCGAAAGCCAAGGAGAUGCAAGUCAUCCUCCACAGUGGACUCCUUGAUUGUCAUGUGCUUGUCCCGCCCCUCCGGGAUCUUGGCAAGCUUUUUACCGUCUUUCUCGAGGCUGGCACUCCCCACUUUCGGGUGUCGUCUGAAACAAUCACUCAAUUCCCCCGGGAAUGGGUUCUCGGCCCGGCCUAACGUAGCAAAAGCGGUCCUUCCAACUAGACCUACACAAACACGGGCUCGGGCCGGGCUUAUUCUAAAAAAUAUGCCCACUUGUAGUGGGCGGGCCCGGCCCGGCCCGGUAAAACGGGCAUCCUCAUAUGUCCAAGCCCGCCCAUGAGAGCGGGCCGGGCUGCCCACCGGGCCUUUGGGCCCGGAAAAUAUCCUUUUGUCAACUUUGUUAAAAAAUGAAAAUAUUUAUAAAAUAACAUCACAACAUUUUAAAUGCAAUUAAAUAAUUAAUGUAGUCACAACACAUUUUGAACACAAGAAUACGUUUAAAUGCAAAACACAAAACGAUUCUGGAAAAUAAAAAGCAUCCAAAUUCCAAAUAAGCAUCCAUAUUCCAUAAUUAAAAGCACAAUCACAGAUUCACAAUGUGCAGCGGAAAUAGUCAAGAGUAUCUCCAAAAAGACUUAACAAAUGUAUAUCAUUACAGUUCAAAUUUAAAUAGUAGAACACAAAAAGUAAUUGGUAUCCCAAGAUUCCAAGAACUUCUCGACACUCCUUCAUUUCACCAGAAAGUAAUUGAUCUCCCAGACUGCUCUGCCAAGUGCCAAUAAAUAUCAAAUAAUGAAAACCAAAUAUUAUUUAUAAACCAAGUAAAAACAUUGAGAUAAUGAAAACUACUAUAUUGUGAUUUCUGAAUCUUACCGUCUGUGAAAGAGAAGCAUUGUCUUACACUAGAGUAGCAUUUCAUCUUCUUCAUCCUCGUUAUCAUUUGAACGUCCAUCACCGAUCUUGAACAUACUUGCGGAACCUUACAAGUUAAAAAUAAUGGAAAAUAAUGACACUUGUGAAUAAUGACAUGGUAAUGAAAUUAUACUUCCAAGUAUUUUCAGUUUUAUAUGUAUAGUCAUAUAAUGUAUAAUUAUAUAUAGAAUAAUAUAUAUAAUAUAAUAUAUAAAGUAUGUUUACGGGCCGGACUUUUAGGCCCGACCGGGCCUAUAUUACAACCCAAGCCCGCCCAUAUUUUAAACGGGCCGGGCCGGGCCCGGCCCGGUGGGCUAAAGCAUGUGUCCAAACCCGCCCAUUUAUAUGGGUGGGCCAGGCGGGCCGGGCGGGCCGUCCCGGAAUUGUGCAGGUCUACUUCAAACCCUUGUGCGACGAGGGCGCAUCAGUAAAUAGCCUCCACUUGGCGAUCAGUUGUAGAUUCGCGAACCCCUCGGCAUUUGCGUGGCCUCCCCGACAAAGGUUGAUGCUCUGGAAAAAUAAAUUCAGGCUGGGAGCCACCCCCGGGACCGGCAUAGGUGCAAGAACCCAGCAAUAUAAGAGUGACUGUUAGGACUCAACUGGCAGGGGGCCAAGCCUACGUACCAGAGAUACUCAAGGAGGAAGGGAUGUAGAGGGAACCGGAGGCCCAUAGUAACCGAUAACACGUGAACAAUAAUGCACCCCUCGGGAGCCCGGGAAAGUACAUCAUCGGGUCCUGGUUCUACCACAGUUGCUGAAGGCCCAACGUGCAGCUGGGUGACGUAACAUUCCGCCCUAUCGACCCUCGACUUCAGCUCGAGCGCGGCGGUGUUCAAAAACGAGUAUCCCUCAGGGAUCCCAACGGGUUUCCCAAGAACAACAACACUCCCCUUCUUCUUCGGGGCCCCCAUCUUCUUCUUGAUCUUCUUUCCCGGGGCCACCCUGAGAGGCUCCGGGUUGAGUGGCCGGGAGGUGCUGGCCUCACCCGUGUUGCGUGGGGGAAGGACGACGAUGGUGACCUUCUGUCGCUCCUUUUCCUCCUCCUCUUCGGCAGCCUACAUAGCGAGGGCAAGCUCCUCAUCCUCUAUCACCUGCUCGAAGUCCUCAACUUCGGCUUCGGCCACCAGAUUCUUCUGCAUCUCCACUGCAACCGCUGAGUCAUUGUCAGACGAAGGCUCCACACUCGCUGACCCUUCUUCCGACCAGGUCUCGGCCUGGACCGAUGGCUCUCCAUAAAUAUAUUGAGAAUCAGAAGCGGAUGACAUCCUUCGGAAGUUCGUGGGGGAAAGAAUCGAGAAAGGAAGGAAAUUUUCCUAAGGGUCACUAACACUAUAUCUAAAGGCUGAAAAGCAAAGUAUGCUAGGAUACCCAAGAACAGAGGAGAAACUGACCUUAGAAGUUUGGUUUCGAUCGAACUAUGCUUUCUCUCUCUAGAAAAAAUUGGCCAGAACUUCGUUAAGCAAAUGAAUCACGCAAGGGCUGGCACUCAGGCCUUGGGGUAUUUAUAGGCGCCCCAUUUCGGGCCUGGGCCGAGAAUUGGGCCCCCGGUUAGAAAAAUCAUCAUUAUGACCGUCGCCUCAGCCAACCGGUGACACCCGCCCAGAGGCAACCAGCGGGUACGCGCCACGUGGACGCCUUCUCCAACGGUCAUAUCCCAACGACUAUAUUUCAAAUUUCCACCUCACAACGACGCCUUCAGCUGGCACCCUUUGGGCAAAAACAACAAAAAUAGUCAACCCUCAGUGCAAACCAGGGAAACCCCUCGGCACCCUUGGCCCCCAGUGUGAACUCAGGGAACCCUCAGUGCAACACAGGAACUAUCACCUGCAUUCAUCACGCCCUCAGCCCAGAAUGAUUGAGGGGCGCCCUCGGCAUCCCCAGAAUAUCCACAAGAGGCCUUUGGCCAGUCAUCAACAGAGCCCCCAGAUCAUGGAUAGCUCUCGGCGUUAACAUUGCUCUUCAUCUCAAACCAAGGGCUCACCUUUUUGAUUCAUCAUUGGGGGAAUUCGGUGCACUCUUUUUCCCUGGUUAGGAUUUUUCCCACGGGGUUUUUCCUAAUGAGGUUUUUAACGAGACAUCCCCCCAAAAUGAAACGAAAAGCGGCAGCCCUCGACCCUACGCUGAAAACGAGCACCACUCUACUCCUUUUCACCACAUUACCUUUGCCUCAAGGAGUGGGGGACUGGAUAACCCCCUCGGAAAAACCACAAAAUGUUAAAAAUCAUUAACAUGACCCUUCAGGAGUGAGGGACUGCCCUCGGUAAAACAGGCAACGCAAACCUCUCACAACUCUACAAACAACAACGAAACAAACACCAGCAUCAGAGGACAAACACAAUUACUCAUUUUCCCUCAAGUACCUUUCGACAAAAGGAGUGAGGGACUCCUGAUGGAGUAUAUGGCCCAGGGACCCCCGACCCACAUACCUCCACAACCAUAAUCAGACCCAACGGGCCAAGCCAGCAAAAUGAAGCGCUAAGCGGCCCACAAGAUGCAAAGGGGUGCCUUCAGCCCUUUGACCGAAGGCCACCAUUGACAGGGUUAAGCUCAGAAACAUCACAGUAGAACAAGGCUUGAAGACCAACCCUUCGGCAUAUACAGCCCUCGGUGUUGAGAGGCCCCCGGUUAGAAGAGCCUUCGACCAACACCCUUCAACCGAAGGCACUUCCCUCGAAUAGAAUAUCCUCUCCACAUGCGCCUGAAUCACCGUACCAAGUACAACAUCGCAUCCAACCACCGCAUUAAAUGCGGCCACAUGCAAAUGCCGGUGCCACCCCGAUUGAGGUGACUCCUCGACCACCAAAUUAUUGACACGUGUCCAUAUCUAGCAUUUAUUGCUGUUAUAAAUAGCAGCCCAUUUCCCCAUUGUAAGGCAUCACAAAUUCACACACUGAAUACAUACUCCCUCUUUACUUAUUGCUCCGACUUCUCUCUAGUUAUUCCCCGAAAUAACCCCUCGGAUAAGCUACCCCCGGGUACACUAUCCAUCAGGUGGGAUUAAGGAAAAUUCUAAGGCAAAUACCUCGACAUCCUAAUCUCGAGGUUUAAAUCUCGAGAUUACAAUCUCGAGGUUUAAACUUCGAGAUCUUAAUCUCGAGUUUGCCUCAAAGAAUAAUGGCAAAAUCCACCUGCAAAGCAAACCUUGAGACUUCGAAAUCUUCAGAAUUUCAAGUUGUUUGGAAUAACUAAUGGGAUGAUACACAUUUGUGGCCCAUAUUACACGUUUAACUAAUAACUACACAAAUACAAAGAUAUUAAAUUAGAUUGGAUACCAUAAAAUAUUCCCAACAAAUACUAAGCGUUAAAUACAAAGCAUACAACAUUUAAUACAAAGCAUACAACAUUGAAUAAUUGUACACAAUAUUGGAAGGGAUGGAGAGCCCAAUUGCUAGCUCAAGACGCUCGACGCUGGGGAAGCCGGUCUUGAGAUAUAGAAUGACGCUGAGGCCAAGGGGCCGUUCGUGAUAUGAGGACGACGGCAGUGAUGGGCCGAUCGUCAUAUAAAGGCGAUGGUCCCCAUCCUGGAAGGGAAUAGCGAGCCCCGUCGCUGGCUCAAGACUCUCGGCACUGGGGAAGCCGGUCUUGAGAUGUAGAACCACACCGAGGCCAAGGGGCCGGUCGCGGUAUGAGGACAACGACACUGAGGGGCUAUGAUGCAGUCGAUGGUGGGCUUGACCGUUGGCCUAACACUUGGUACCGUCAGUUGGCCGAGGACAAUCCUCAGCUGAUAAAUUGCGUCAUCAGGGUGACGACUUUUUGGAGGCGCUCUUGUGUUCAAAUAAAGAUCAUCAGAGGCUAGGUCGAGGGACUCAAAGCAAGCUCGGAUCAUUUAAUAAAAAUGACCGGAGAUCGGUCGAGAGGCCCAAAGCUUGACUCGCACCACGUCAGGGGACUUUGACCCGCGCAGUGACGGUGGUGAUAAUAUAAUAUAAUAAUAAUAAUAGUAACAUUAAAUAAUAAUAUUAAAUAAGAAUAGUAACAUUAAAUAAUAAUAGUAAUAAUCAUACUACUACUAUUCAAUGUUUAAUGCAUUAGGAGUACUGGGUUGCUUGGGUACUUACCGAGAUCUGAGCUGCCAAUACCCUUGGGGUAAAAGGCAUCCUCGUGCGGGGUUGGAUGACAGGCUCCCCCGAGCUCUCGACGAGUUUCCUCUGCAUCUCGUCCACCUUUGCCAACAUGGUUGCGUAUUCGGGGAUCCAUCUGUGAGGCAGAAGCUAUUGUCUAGGCCUAACGGGCCUCUAUCUCGUCAAGUCGGCACUGGAGGGCCUCUGUCUUGAUCUAAUGUUUGGUUUUCACUCCGGUCCUUCCGCCGGUUUUCGAGGCCAAGGCGAGCGUCCGGAGCAUUCUUCUGGAGCUGAAGGCGCAGAUCAGCAGCAGCCUACUCCAUUUCAGCGAGGGCCCUGCCUUCGGGAGCCUUGUUGGAGGCUUUGGCAGCUUUAACCUCACCGAGACCUAGAUUUUUGUCUUCUAGGGUCUUGGAUUGACCUCGGGUUUUUCCCAUUCCGAUGAGUGUUUUUGUUUUUCGGAGGGGAGGGUUCUUACUUAAUUGUUCGACCUCUCAAUGAGAGCACCAAAUGACGGAUAGUAUAUCCGGGGGAUAUCACUGAGAGGUAUCUAGAGAGAAAUCAGAACAAGUAAGAGAGAGAGUAUGUAUGUAAUAAAUGAGGUUGUUAUUCCGAUCUUUUACAAUGAAGAAUUGACUUGUUAUUUAUAGCAGCCAUAAAUGUUAGGUGUAAUUAAUGCGGGUACACGUGUCAAGUAAUCAAUGGUGGAUGGUCAACUAGGCUAGGGUGGUGCCGUCAUAGCAUGUGACACCGCAUUUAAUGCGAUGGUUGAACGUGACACCACAUUUAAAGUUGGUCACUAACUGAAUUUUGUAACUUUAUCAUUGAUCACUAUGUCGAAGGGAGUCAUUGUGCCAUUAGUCACUUUGACAUUGGUCAAUGCACCUUUAGUCUCACUUUUGGAAUUUAACAAAAAAAAGUAUUUUUUGUCCGUAUCGCUUUUUAAUACUUCCUCCGUCCCUUAAAACUUUGACAACUUUCUUUUUUUGGGUGUUCCACUAAUUUUGCCAGUUUCUCUUUUAAGUAAAGAAUUUGUGGUUCUAGUUAAUUCUCUUUUCACCUCAAACCUCAACCACACACUUUUACAUUAUUAAUUUCCAUUCCAGUGCUCUACACUCCAAACUUUGCAAAUUUUAGAAAGGGAAAAGGGCCAAAAUGGACAUUGAGGUUUUUAAUGAAGAGCGUAUUGGACAUUAAGGUUUUUUUGAGAUCAAAUAAACAUGAAAUUAAACUUUUCAGACCUCAUCGCCCACCCCCUAACAUUUCCCGUUAACAUCUUCUCUUCCCCGUUAUCACCCUGCGAUUACAAUCUCCCUAAUUGAAAUUUCUAACCCUAACUCACUUCCAUGGCUAAUAAGUGUGAGAUUGUGCGAGUGAGUCGAGAAGAUUAGAAGGUGUUCAACUGCACGACCAAGGUUACAAUACGUACGACUAAUCUGGGGUAAUCUUUGAGUGUUGUUUUUGUUUGUUACAAUGACUGGGUUGGUUAAUCUCAGAUUUAACCAUAGCGGGAGGUGGGUUAUGAAACCAAAGUUACAGUAUGUGAAUGGGGACGCUGAUACAGUUUAUGGGUUUGACCCUGAUUAUAUGUGUUAUCAUGACAUUUCAAGAAAAUACAAGGAUGACUUGGGGUUUAAAACACUGAAAAAUAUAUAUGUUUUAGAACCUGGAAAGGAUUUGGACAAUGGACUUUUCUUAGUUCAGGAUGAUGACACUAUAAGGAAAGUGUUAAAUCGUAUAAGGAGAUUUUCUUGGAUUGAUACUAUAGAGCUAUAUGCUGACCAUCAACUGGACGAACCCAUUUUGAUUCCCCUGAUAGAAGGUUCAUUUUCUGAAAUUGGUAACCAUGACAUUGGUGAUGAGAAUGAUGGUGGGGUGGGUGAUGAGUCUGCCAAUACAGAUUGGAGAGACCAAAGUGAUGAAGUGAAUACAAGUGGUGUCCCAAAUGGGUAUGUUACAGAUGAAGAAUCAAAUAGAGGCUCAGAAGAUGAAGAGAGCAACAAUUCUGAUCCAUCCUCUGAUAAUGAUGGUACAAUCAAUUACAAUGCAACAGAUGGGUCAGAUUGUUUUAUGAAUGGAAUGACCUUUGCAGAUGCUGAAGAGGCUAGGACUGCAAUUGCUAAUUAUGGUGUGAAAUAUGGUUACAAGCUGAAAAUCAAACCAAAUGAGAAGAAUAAACUGGCUGUUAAAUGUUUGAAUGAGGAAGGCUGCCCAUUUAGAUUAUGGAUUUCUCAAGAUGGGAAGAACUAUGGGUUGGCAGUGAAGAUUUGUAACACUGAGCACAAGUGUUUCCGACACUAUUCUAUUCCUAGUGCUACUCAAAAGUGGCUUGCAAAUUACUUUAAAGGGCACCUGGAGAGAAAUCCUAGCUUUCGAGUUGCUGACAUGAAAGAGGAGGCAGAGAAGAAGUUGAAGAUAAAUGUUAGCUUGUAUAAAUGUAAAAGGGCUAAAAGGUUGAUUAUUCAAGAAAUGGAUGGUAGUUAUAAGACUGAGUUUGGGUACCUAGAAGCAUAUGCUGCCACAUUAAAGAGGAGUAAUCCAGGUUCAAAAGCUGAAAUUGAACUCUGCAGUGAAGCAUUGAAAGAAGGGAGGAGAGUAUUCAAGAGAAUGUUUGUAUGCUUUGCUGCUUUGAGGCAGAACUGGCUGGCUGGCUGGCUGUAGAAGAAUCAUUGGUGUGGAUGGUUGCUUUCUAAAGGGUGUUCAUGUUGGAUGGUUGAUAAUAACAUCACAGAGUCCUUCAAUUCAUGGAUCCAGGAAGCUAGGUCAACACCUAUUGUAACCAUGCUGGAAGAUAUACGCUUGAAGGCAAUGAAAAGAAUUUCAGAGUUCAAGACAAAUCAUGAUAAGUGGAUAAACGAUUGGUCUCCCUUAUGCAUGGAGUACUAUCAAGACAAUAAGGAGGCUGCUAGUGGUUGCAAUGUUAUAUUUAAUGGGGAUGUGGGGUUUGAGAUUGGAGAGGGGACAGAUAAGCACACAGUUGUGUUGGAUAAGAUGGUCUGCACUUGUAGAGCAUGGGAACUGACUGGAAUACCAUGCUUACAUGCCAUAUGUGCUUUCUAUUAUAGGAAGGUAGAUCCUAUCACCUACAUUUCAAGAUGGUAUCAUAAGGAGACUUAUAUGGCAGCAUAUGCAAAUGCUUUGCAACCGGUACCUGGAAAAGCUUUCAUGAAGGUUGAUGAUUAUGAACCCAUUUUACCUCCCCCAAUGCCAAACCUACCUGGCAGACCAAAGAAGAACAGGGUUAGAUCAUCUACUGAGGUCAAAGGAUCUGGAAGUGCUUCUACAUCUGCCAGUGCUACACCUCAGACAUCAUCAAGAAAAGGGAGACCACAAACUUGUGGGAUAUGCCAUAAGGAGGGCCAUAAGAGAGCUACAUGUCCUAAUAAAGAUAAAGAUGUAAGUAGUACAUGACUUUGAAGAUGUAAACUACAAUAUUGAUUUAUUGUGUUUUCAUGACUUUUUUUAUCUGUUUCUUAGGCAAGUGUUCAAGGAGCAGAAGGGAAUGGACCUAUACCUGUGAAGAGACCUGCUAGUGUUGCUUUUUCAGCAAUUCCUACCACUACAGAAUCAGCUCCACCAACAAAUCCACACACUAAUGCUAAAAGGAGUACUGGUAAGUCUAAAGUGACAUGUAGAAGAAUAGGAAGGAAGAUAAGUAAACAAUCUGUAACAGGCUUUGGGUGCCAUGUGGAUGUGAACACUGGGGAGAAGACUUUAAAUCCUGGGAUGAGCAGUGAGGAAAUAGUUUCAGAUUUCCAGCCUGAAAUGCCACAUGACCCUGAUGUUACAGUCAGAUUUGCAAUCCCAAAUGAAAAAGAUAUCAGAGGAGCUGCCCGGGCUGAGAAGCAGUUGGAUGUGCCAACAUAUAGAACAAUACCUUUCAAGGGUGAUGGUACAGAGGUGCAUAAUCCAACAAACCUACCUUUUCAACCACCUGGUUUGCAAUGGAAUGGGAAUGCAGCAAUCAGCUCUAAGCAGUUGUUACAGAAGAUGCAGAUCAGGAGGUCGGGUUCCAUUCCAAAGUGAUGAAUGAAGACUCAUAUGUUUCAUUAGAACACUUUUGGAUGCAAAUAUGGAUGAAUGAAGACUCAUAUGUUUCAUUAGAACACUUUUGGGCACUUUGUAUUUAUUAGCUUAUUAGCUUUUUGGCAAUGUAGUCGUUUGAAGACUCACGGGAAGUUUAGGUGUUUUGUAUGAAGUUUUAGUACUUCUGGCAAUCUAAGGAACUGACUGCAAUUAUGGGGUGCUAAAUUAGGGCUUAUAAUGCUUUUUUUGUAUUUUGUAACCUCAUUAACAAUCAGUAUUAUGAUCC
Molecule: messenger RNA, 21875 nt
Organism: Cuscuta europaea
Lineage: Eukaryota; Viridiplantae; Streptophyta; Magnoliopsida; Solanales; Convolvulaceae
Source: the annotation of a GenBank genome assembly